AUGGACAUCCCAGCACAGCUCUCCUUUGCCCUCUACGCUGCUGCCUUCACGCUGGGCCUUCCCCUCAAUGUCAUCCUCCUCAGCGAGGCUGUGUCCCAUGCCCGGCUCCGCCUUACCCCAAGCCUUGUCUACACCCUCCACCUGGCCUGCUCGGACCUGCUGCUGACCGCCUCCCUGCCCCUGAAGGCGGCCGAGGCUCUAGCAGGGGGAGCCUGGCCUCUCCCGGCCUCACUUUGCCCGGCCUUCGCCUUGAUACACUUUGUCCCCCUUUAUUCUGGGGGUGUUUUUUUGACUGCCCUCAGCGCCGGCCGCUACCUGGGGGCGGCCUUCCCGUUGGGAUACCAAGCCGCACGGAGGCCCUGCUAUUCCUGGGGGGUGUGUGUGGGCAUCUGGGGGCUGGUCCUCUUCCACUUGGGGCUGGUGCUUGGCCUGGAAACUCUGGGAGGCCAGGUGGACAACAGCACAAAGUCCCUGGGGUUGACCAUUCCCAUCAACGGCUCCCCCGUCUGCCUGGAAGCCUGGGACCCGAUAUGGGCUGGUCCGGCCCGCCUCAGCGUUUCCCUUCUGCUCUUCUUCCUCCCCUUGGCCAUCACUGCCUUCUGCUACGUGGGCUGCCUCCGGGCCCUGGCCCGCUCGGGCCUAAGCCGAAGCCGCAAGCUCAGAGCCGCCCGCGUGGCCGGAGGGGCCCUGCUCACGCUGCUGCUCUGCCUGGGGCCCUACAACGCCUCCCAUGUGCUGGGCUUCGUGAAGCCCGAUGCCGGCGGCCACUGGAGGAAGCUUGGCUUGAUCAUGGGAUCCUGGAGCACCGUGCUCAAUCCACUGGUGUCAGGGUGCUUGGGCAACAGGGCUGGCCAGAGGCACGGUACCAUAGGGACUCCGGGUGGGACGGCCCAGAAAUAA
Messenger RNA from Antechinus flavipes (yellow-footed antechinus), 900 nucleotides. It is a transcript of the gene FFAR1, whose product is annotated as free fatty acid receptor 1. Gene Ontology annotation, molecular function: bioactive lipid receptor activity. NCBI's taxonomy places the organism in Eukaryota, Metazoa, Chordata, Mammalia, Dasyuromorphia, Dasyuridae. Gene Ontology annotation, biological process: response to fatty acid; G protein-coupled receptor signaling pathway; positive regulation of insulin secretion. Bases 1 to 900 code for a protein of 299 amino acids. The record is from RefSeq and is a predicted model, not a curated record. Gene Ontology annotation, cellular component: plasma membrane. The transcript has a single exon.